AACAGAAGGAGUCCCUCGUUUUCGAACAUGGCUGCUCUCACAUGUAAACAUGCGACUUAACCUGUUAGUUUAUUAUAAUUGAUUAAAACAGUUUUAUAGCAUUUAUUUAUCGGCAGUGAUUCGUGCGGGAGGUCCAGAGCAGUUUAGGGGCAACUUCCGGUGCUGGGGUUUGGUUUGUGAGUUAGCAGGUAGCUUAGCAUCACGGAGACGUCAUGCCUGCGCAGACUUUAUACGUUACUUGUUUGCCAAACUCGGCUACAAACGAGCGGCUUGAGGAGAUAUUCUCAGAAAUCGGUCCGGUUAAACAGUGUUUCGUGGUCAAAGAAAAAGGCACAGAUAAAUGUCGGGGGUUCGGCUUUGUCACAUAUUCCAUGGAAGAAGAUGCACAAAGAGCUUUGAAAGAAGUAAAAGAGUACGACGGAAAGAAGCUGUCUCUGAUAGUGGCUAAAAAGAAAGUUAGAGACAAAAAGAAAAAAGGUGCAGAUACAGAGACAACUGAUGCACCAGAUCAAGCUAAGCAGAAAACCAAAGAUUUCAGGCAGACUGUAUCUAAAAAAUCCAGACUUAUUAUCAGGAAUGUCAGUUUUAAGUGCACAGAAGAUGAUCUUAAAGAAGUGUUUGGAAAGUUUGGAACAGUAGUUGAGGCCAAAAUUCCCCUCAAAGCUGAUGGCAAGAUGCGUGGGUUUGCAUUUGUUCAGUUUAAGAAUAUGCCUGCUGCCACUAAGGCACUUGAAGCUUUGAACCUGAAGGAAAUAAAAGGUCGACAAGUAGCAGUAGACUGGGCUGUGCCAAAAGACAAGUAUGUUACUGCACAGCAAUCCACAAGUUCAGGUGAAAAGGCAGAGGAGGAGAAAAGCACGAAAGUGGAAAGCGAUUCAGAUGAUGAGCAUGAAGAGAGGAAAAAAACUCCUUCUGUGAAGAAAAAAGUCGGGUUAAAAGCAGCUGAGCACCAGGCUGAGGAGGAUAAGUCGAGUGAUGAAGAUGAGAGUGAAGAUCAAAACAGUGAGGAUGAUGAUGAUGAUGAUGAAAGUCAUGAAGAAGAAGAAGAUGAUGAUGAUGAUGAUGAUGAUAGCUUUGAUUCAAAUGAUGAGGGUGAAGAUGAAAAAUAUGACGAUAAAGAAACUCCAGCUAAAAAGAAAACCAAAAACCUUCUGCCUUCAGAUGUGAACGAGGGUCGAACAGUUUUUAUCAGAAACUUGUCCUUCGACACGGAUGAGGAAGGCCUUGAGGAAGUUCUUCUUCGGUACGGAGAGCUCAACUACAUCAAGAUUGUUCUCAAUCCAGACACAGAUCGUUCUAAAGGUUGUGCAUUUGCUCAGUUUAAGACAAAAGAGGCUGCAGACAAAUGCAUAGCUGCUGCCCAGGAGGAAGCAGAGAACCAAGGCAUCCGUUUGGAUGGCAGGAAGCUGUUUAUCGUUGCAGCAGUGAGCAGAGACGAUGUCACAAAGCUGAAGGACAGUAAGAAAAAAGUGGAGACGGGCAGCAGAAACUUGUACCUGGCUAGAGAGGGAUUGAUCCGUGCUGGAACCAAGGCUGCAGAAGGCGUGUCCGAGUUGGACAUGAACAAAAGAGCCAGAUUUGAAGACAUAAAGCGGGCCAAGCUUCGAGACGUUAAUGUUUUUGUGUCAAAGACUCGGUUGUGCGUCCAUAACCUGCCAAAAUCUGUGGACAAAACAAAACUCAAAGCGCUCUGCCUUCAAGCUCUAAAAGGAGUCAAGCGUGUGCAAAUCACAGAGUGCCGAGUCAUGUAUGAUAAGAAGCCAGAGAAGGGCCAGGCGACGGGACAGUCGUUGGGUUAUGGCUUUGUUCAGUUUCGGGACCACGAGCAGGCUCUCAGCACGCUGCGCUACCUCAACAACAACCCUGAUGUCUUCAGCCCACAGAAGAGACCCAUUGUUGAGUUUGCCCUGGAGGACUCCAGGAAACUGAAACUUAAAGACAUGCGACGUCAGAAACAAAAGGAAUUUUUACAAAACCAGUCUCUUAAGGGAGAAGCGAAACCGUCCCAGGUGUCUGCAGGAUGCAAAGGACCAGCAAAAGGAAUUCCUAAAGGGGAGAAACAAAACAAAGGUUUUUCAGGUUUUCAGACCAAAGCUGAGAUCGAGUACGUAGAAUUAGAAAAUGGAAAGAAACGAAAGACGGUUCUGGCUUUUCCUUCUCAUCGGGGACCUAAGAUCAGAAAGCGUGAUAAAGUAAAGCAACAGGUUCCACCUGCCAAACAAGCAAAGCCUGGAUUGAAAAAGAGCAAGCAUCGAAGACAACAAAUUAUAAAGCCAACCCAGCCCAGAAACCAGGCCAAAGCUGCUAAGAAGCAGUUCAGGAAGCAGGACGAGGAUCGUUUUGAGUCUCUGGUGCAGCAGUACAAGAAGAAACUGACGGGCAGCAGCGACAAGAACACAAUGCAAAGAAGCAAGUGGUUUGAUAGUUAGAUCUGAGUCUGAGGGAGGUAAAUGAACUGUAAUCCAGUUGACAUCUUGAGAUUAGUCAGUUCUUAAAAUACUUUUAAUAUUUGUCCAACUGUAUAGGAGGUUUCCUCAAUUAUAAAUCUUCAUUUUUAUUUUUUGUGAUUUUUGUAUCUGCGUUACAUUGGUUUUGAAAAUCAAGUCUGUAAGGAAAUGAGAUUGUUUGUAUGUGGCUCUUAAAAUAUACCUUUUCAGACUUGUGUUUUCAUGUUGAA
This is a messenger RNA of Austrofundulus limnaeus, 2677 nucleotides long. RefSeq names its product RNA binding motif protein 28 (gene rbm28). Gene Ontology annotation, cellular component: nucleolus. The coding region runs from base 213 to 2429 and encodes 738 amino acids. The transcript is spliced from 20 exons. Lineage: Eukaryota; Metazoa; Chordata; Actinopteri; Cyprinodontiformes; Rivulidae. The record is from RefSeq and is a predicted model, not a curated record. Gene Ontology annotation, molecular function: mRNA binding.